AUGGGCCCAUCAGGUAAAGGGAAACGUCUGAUUAUCGCACACAUUGGCAGCAAAGCAGGGUUCGUUGAAGGAUGUUUGUCAACUUUCGAAUCCAAGAAAAGUGGAGGUUAUCAUGAGGAGAUUUGCGCCGAAAUCUUCGAGAAGUGGUUUCAAGAUGUUCUUCCUCGGCUUCAGGAAAAUGCAGUUAUUGUUCUUGAUAACGCUCUGUACCAUUCUCGGAGAAAAGAAAAAGUUACCAAUGCGAAUUCCAAUAAGCACGAAAUAUCAGAGUGGCUAAAAUCUAAAAACAUCGAUUUUGAAGACGGUAUGUUGAAGAAAGAACUUUUAGAUAUAGUUAAAAAUCACAGAACGGUGCACAACGAAUACGCAAUAGAUGAAAUGGCGAAGAAUGCAAGGAAAACUGUUCUCAGAAUUCCUCCGUACCACUGUGAAUUAAACGCCAUCGAGUUAGUGUGGCCCAGAAUCAAAGGCUAUGUUGCAGCGAAAAACAAAACAUACAAAAUGCCAGAAGUUGAAGUACUGCUAGAAGAAGCAGUAAGAACAGUGACUGCAGAGGAUUGGAACAAGUGCGUCCUCCAUGUCUUAGAAAAAGUGGAAACUCAAAAUGUGGAAAUUAGACUGAGGAAUGGCUGCAUCUCUGGUUCAAAUUACCAGAACCAGGCUGAAAGAUACUACCUUCAAACUCCUUUCCAGAAGAUAACUUCUUGUAAAUCUUGA
This is a messenger RNA of Schistocerca nitens (vagrant locust), 717 nucleotides long. RefSeq lists its product as uncharacterized. The record is from RefSeq and is a predicted model, not a curated record. The coding region runs from base 1 to 717 and encodes 238 amino acids. Gene Ontology annotation, molecular function: nucleic acid binding. Lineage: Eukaryota; Metazoa; Arthropoda; Insecta; Orthoptera; Acrididae. The transcript has a single exon.